AUGAAUAGUCAUCUUGAUUUUUUGCAGCAACAUACUCCUAAUAUGGACCGAAAUGUAGAAAAGGGAGAACCAAGCAGUAAAAGAAAACGGAUGGACGAUAAUUUAAACCAUCACCCAAAAGUAAUAGUCGUGUCAUCAGACAGUGAAAUUUCCGAUUCAAAAACCCAGACCCGAGAACUCCAGCCUAAAAGGAAUGCCGUUGGUAACAACGCUGAUAAUGACGAUGAUAUUGAUUUAAAUGAUGAUGACGACGAUGAAGAUCAUGACGCAGAUGAUGAUAGUGACGAUGAUGGCGAGUCUGAUUCUGAUAAUGAGAAUAACAAUGAAGAUGAUCAGGAUUCAGUUCAAGACUCUGAUACGUAUAAAAGUAAAAGUUGUGACUGA
This is a messenger RNA of Chenopodium quinoa (quinoa), 384 nucleotides long. Its product is annotated as phosphopantothenoylcysteine decarboxylase subunit VHS3-like. The record is from RefSeq and is a predicted model, not a curated record. The coding region runs from base 1 to 384 and encodes 127 amino acids. The transcript has a single exon. NCBI's taxonomy places the organism in Eukaryota, Viridiplantae, Streptophyta, Magnoliopsida, Caryophyllales, Amaranthaceae.